Molecule: messenger RNA, 3287 nt
Organism: Paramisgurnus dabryanus
Lineage: Eukaryota; Metazoa; Chordata; Actinopteri; Cypriniformes; Cobitidae
Gene: lamp5
Product: lysosomal associated membrane protein family member 5
Biological process (GO): establishment of protein localization to organelle
Cellular component (GO): plasma membrane; lysosomal membrane; late endosome membrane
Source: RefSeq, a predicted model, not a curated record
AGCACUGCAGGAUCAGACUGUCCGAUCAACUUCUGUUGCGUCUGAUCACGAGUACAGCAAUGCACCUCCAGCUUUGCACUUCUGUGUUUCUGUGAGACAUAUGCAGCACGUGCAGUGCGCUGAGGGGAAUCUAGACGCGUAAAUCACGCGCACCUGCGUUUGUGCCAUCCGAGAUGCUCUGCUGAAGAUCUGCUGAAAGUGAUCCACGCACACACACACACACGCGCGCGCGGAUCUUGAGUGGGAUUUUCUUCAGAUCGGAGUCUUUCUGCUGCUGUGAUGGAGUUUCAUCAUCUUUUUCUCUUCUGUCUUCUCUGCGUUCUGUCACGAGUCUCUGCUGAAGCUGAGGUGGAGAAUCUGUCCGGUCUGUCACCGAAUCCCGAUCGGGAUAUAUUUGUAGUUCGAGAGAACGGGAGCACGUGCCUGAUGGCGGAGUUUGCGGUGAAAUUCCUCAUUCCGUAUGAUGUGCUCGCGCUUAAUGGAAUCGAUUUAAUAACGGAGCAGACGUCUUUGUCGAUCCCGCGCGGCGCGGAGAUCGCGGGAAAAUGCGGCGCGCGUGAAUCUGAGCUGCACAUCUCGUGGAUUAAUCGUGCGUUCACGUUCCGCAUCUUCUUCUCGAAGGAGAGCCGCAUCAUGGGCAGUGAAGGUAAAGAAAGUGAAGUGUGGAAGAUUAACAAGGUUCAGCUGGUUUACGACACAUCAGAGGUGACACACUUUGUAAACGCUUAUAACCCGGGGAAACACACAGCCAGCACACACCGUCUGUCGGCGCUCGUGACGCCUGCCGGUCGAUCGUACGUGUGUACGGCUCAACAAACGCUCACGUUGAUCUCCACUGACCAUCAGAAGGGAAUCACAGUCUCGCUGUACGACAUCCAGGUUCAGGCCUUCGACAUCAAGAGUGACUUUAUGUUCAGUGAACCGUAUAAAUGCAUCACAGACCAGCGGGAGCAGCUGGAGCAAACCCUGCCUCUGGUGUUGGGUCUCAUCCUCGGCCUCAUCAUCGUCAUCACCAUCUCAGUUUAUCAUUUUCACCUGAAACUGACCGCACAACAGCCGCAGUUGCCCCGAGACCGCUCGCUCUACAAGAACGUAAUGUGAUCGUCUUCAGACGGCCGACUCUCCUGAAGGACUUUUCACACUGGGCUUAACCCUGGUUUAUCUUUAUUCUAAACCCCACUUUUAACCCCCGGUUAUCGAGCGUUUCACACUUGUCAUUUAGAAACGGGUUAUCCCUGAAAUUAACCCACGAAGCUCUGCUCUGAAGCAUACAGGGUUAACGGUGGCCCAAACGUGUACAGUGUGAAAUGAAGCGGGGUUAGCAUGUGACACAGAAACUGAAGAGCAUCUCAUAUCACAAUCUGACUGUGUGUAUACCGUCACAGAAACUACACAUGUUGUGUAAAGAGAUGUUUUAACAUUGAGGGAAAGGUGUAAUAAAGUGAAGAACGAUGAAAACUCCAGGGCCUGUAUUCAGAAUUUAACUUAAAGGUGCAGUGUGUAAAUUUUAAUGGCCUCUAGUGGUAAGGUUGUGAAUUGCAACCAACGGCUCAGUCCACUGCUCACCCCUCGCUUUUGAAACGCAUAGAGUUAGGGACCGGAAAAACAUGUUAUCGUCUGAGACAACUUUGUAAAAAAGUUUGUCCUUUAAAAGCUUCUGUAGAAACAUGGUGGCACAAAAUGGCGACUUCCACGUAGGGGGACCCUCUGUGUAUAUAGAUAAAAACCUCUUAUUCUAAGGUACUAAAAACAUAAUGGUUCAUUAUGAAAGGUCUUCUUUAUACACCCCUGAUAAUAUAGUUUUGUAUAAUAUUUAGCAUUUCUGUCAAGAGAUCCUUCUAAAAAUUACACACUGCACCUUUAAAAACCUCUACGCAGGAGUCUUAGCUUCAGGACCAAUCGGAGAGCAAUGAGAAGAGUGCUUUUAUCUAUAGGGUCUCUUAUAAGCCAUCAGUUUUUAAAUUACAGGAAUACUUUUUCCUGUUUUAUCGUACUCGCACAUAAACACACACAUUUAUUUAUUUAGGUACCAUGCUGUAAUGUCAUACUUUUAUAAUAAUAAUGUAUUUGAUGGGAAAUAAACAGCGACACAAGGUUCAUUUUGCUUAUAGACGUCUAACAAACCCAAAUCAUCUCUGCUGCAUUUUGUCUUUGCUGAAUCGGUUACUGUAGUAAAAAGAAAACACCACAGUUUUUCAAUAUUUUACUAUGUUCUUAUCUCAACUUACAAAUAAAUACAUAGCAAUCUGUUUUCAAUGUGUGUGCUUUAAUGUAUAGUGUAGUUUUCCUUUAAUGUAGUGACUACUUUAAUUUCUGCGCUAUGUCAGAGAUGUCAUCAUGUCUUAAAUAAGAUCGCUCACAAACAUGAUCUCUGUACGAUCUAAUGUGUUGUGUCUUAUUAACUCACUGUCAUGCAUCGUGUGCUUUACUUUUCAUGCAUUUUGUCCACUUUCCAUGCUGCUAAAGAAACUCUUAAGCCUCUUAAAAGUCUUUGUCCAUACUCAUAACAAUCUGGUUCUGGACAUUAAGUCCUCUUUUAAGGGUUUCUGAAUUACUUCUUUCUUUACUAGGAUCUUUUCUUUCAUUUAAAUGCCCACAUUUAUAAGAAUUGUGUUAGUUGAAAGAGUUGCUUCUAAUGUAAAUCUAAGAUUUUUCAUGAAUACAGGCCCUGAACUGUAGUAAAGAGUCGUAAGAGCAAAGACUAGUGUGAGACGAACGCUGGUUUAAAGCGGUAGCGUGCUGUUUUAAUGUCUAACACAGCUUUAUUUAUCCAAUCAUUGAGUUUUGACACCAAGAAUAUGCAAAUAAGAACGUUGUUAACCCAGGGUUUAGGAAUGUUUAGUUUGGAAUGUCCGAUUAUUAAUAGCCAGGGUUAACCGCUGGUAUGUACAGUGUGAAACGGAUAACCCAGGAUUGUGUUUACCCGGGGUUAAUAAUAACUAUCUCGAGUGUGAAAAGCCCUGAUGAUGUCUGUGUGUUGCUUCUCAACCCAUUUUACUUUUCAAACAUUGUUGUAAAAUGUCUCGUAGUGUUAAUAGAUUUUUAAAAGAUUUCCUGUCCCUGACUCUUGUAGUGUAAUUCUGUUGUUUAUUACAUGAAUGCAUUAAAAAGAGAUGUUGAUAUUAUAAAUAAAGUAUAUAAAGAUUACUAUAUGAGAUGAUAACACAAUAAUGGCGAACAAUUUAUUGAAAACAACAAGAGUUUCAUCUGUGAUGAACAAGUGAGAGUGUAUAAAAUGUUGUUUUCUGUUGAUCUUUAUGGUUUAAUCAUAAAUAUAUCUGAAUCUU